AUGAUGAUGUUCAUUGAGAUUACUAGUUUCUCUAUAUUUGGAAAAGAAACAAGCAACAUCUUGAACAAGGCUUGAAGCUAUCUGUCUAAACAUAAAAAGAAUGGAAGAAGGAGAAAAUUUUGCUUUAACUUGUGAAUCUAAAUCAGAUGCGACAAUCGAUUCAGAAGUUUUAAAUUUUGGAGACAAUAAGCCAAAUGUAUCAAAUUCAUUUCCAAACGUUGUUGACAUUAAGCCAGAUAUUUCAAUAUUUUCAACUCUUGAGGACAUAAAACGAGACAUAGUAUUAGCAUCUUCGAUUUUAGAGGACAUAAAACCAGAUGUAGCAACAACUUCAACUUCAGAGGACAUAAAACCAGAUGUGUCAACAUUUGAGGACAUUCAACCUGUUAUUCGUUCUGGAAUUCAUGAGUACGAGUGUAAUAUUUGUCAUAAAAAGUUUUCUCAGAAAGGUAAUUUAAAAACCCAUAAAACUAUUCAUAAUGGAGGUAAGAAACAAGAGUGUGAUAUUUGUCAUAAAAAGUUCUCACAGAGUUAUUUAAAAACGCAUAAAACUAUUCAUUCUGGAGAUAAGGUGACUGAGUGUGAUAUUUGUCAUAAGAAAUUUACUCCGUAUUAUUUAUCUCAUCAUAAAAAGACACACUCUUUGGCAAGGGUAAGUGAAUGUGAUAUUUGUCACAGAGUUUAUGUUAAGAGACAUUUAUGCAGAUAUAAAAUGAUUCGUUCUGGAGUUAAAAAAUAUGAGUGUGACAUUUGCCUAAAGAUUUUUUCUCAAAAGUCUAUAUUAAAAAACCAUAAAACUAUUCAUUCUGGAAUUAAGGAACAUGAGUGUGAUAUUUGCCAUAAAAUGCUUUCGUCUAAGGGCACUUUAAAAACCCAUAAAAUAAUUCACUCUGGAGUUAAACAGCAUGAAUGUGAUAUUUGUCAUAAAAUUUUUUCUCGGAAGCUAACUUUAAAAAAACAUAAAAUUAUUCACUCAGGAGAAGAGCAUGAGUGUGAUAUUUGUCAUCAGAAAUUUUCUCUAAAAAAAACUUUAUCUAGACAUAAAAUUAUUCACUCUGGUGAAAAACCACAUGAAUGUAACAUUUGCCAUAAAAAAUUUUCUUGGAAACAUACUUUGUCUAGACAUAAAAUUAUUCAUACGGGAGAAAAACCACAUAAAUGUAACAUUUGCAAUAAAAAAUUUUCAUUGAAGAUUAGUUUAUCUAGGCAUCAAAUUACUCAUUCAGGAGUUAAGAAACAUGAGUGUGAUAUUUGUCAUAAAAAGUUUGCUUCAAGAAGAAAUUUAUCUAGCCAUAUAUUUCUUCAUUCUGGAGAAAAACCACAUGAAUGUGAUGUUUGCCAUAAAAAAUUUUCUUUGAAGGAAAGAUUAGCUGAACAUAAAAUUAUUCAUACUAAUCAUACUGAUGAAAAACAUGAAUGUAACAUUUGUCAUACAAUUUUUUCACGUAAGCAUUCUUUAGCUAAACAUAAACGUAUUAGUCAUUCUGGAGAAAAGAAACACGAGUGUGAUAUUUGCCAUAAAAAAUUUGCUUUGAAGUCUUAUUUAACUAGCCAUAGAAUUCUUCAUUCAGGAGAAAAACCUUAUGAAUGUGUCAUCUGCUAUAAAAAGUUUCCUCUUAAGAAAAGUUUAUCUAAGCACGAAGCUACUCAUUCUGGUGUUAAAAAAUAUGAGUGUGAUAUUUGUCAUAAAUUGUUUUCUCGGAAAUAUGACAUAUCUAGGCAUAAAAAUAUUCACACCAAAGAAAAACAGUAUGAUUACAACAUUUGAGUAAGAUUUAUUAUAAAAAGUUUUCUCUGAAGCCACUGAAGGUUGUCAAUAAAAUUACUCAUUCUAGAGAAAAACAGUUUUUAAAAAUUCACUCAAAGCAAACAAUAAGUAUAUAACGUGUCUGUGACAUGUUUGUUUAGAAGAGUAAUUUAUGUGGACAGUAAAACCUUCAUUAUGUAAUGUAAUUUUUUUUUAGAUGUCCUACUGAUUUUCAAUAUUAUAUAUUAAAAUAUGUUCUUUGUGUAUCGUUUGUCUGACAAAUUUUUACUUAACAUUAUUUAGAUUUUUAAACAUAAAACAAAAAUUGGUUGCCAAAUGUAUCAUUAAACAGAAAGUUUAAUCCUGUUAAUAAAUUGUUAUUUUUGUAGAUAAUGUACUGUAUAUUCAAUAUUUUGCAUGGGUUUUAAUGUCAUCCUGGUUUUACUGUUAUGUAGAAUCCUUAACCAUUAUUGAUUUGUCGUCUUAGCAGAAAUUGAUUUGGGCAGCCUUGUUAUUUUUAUCUACCUAGUACCCAGCUCAUCCAGAGGGUAUAGUUUAGCCACCUAUCAAAGUGCUCAUUGUGAAAUUACUAGAAACACCUUUCAGCUAAUUUAUUUCAAGUCAACAUUUAAAUUUAUUUUUAACAGCAUCACCGUUUUGUAAUUUUUGUUUUAAAAAAUAUAAUGGUAAUAAUAGAUUUACCUCUAACUAGGCCAUUGCAU
This is a messenger RNA of Physella acuta, 2469 nucleotides long. Its product is annotated as zinc finger protein OZF. Gene Ontology annotation, molecular function: DNA-binding transcription repressor activity, RNA polymerase II-specific; RNA polymerase II cis-regulatory region sequence-specific DNA binding. Lineage: Eukaryota; Metazoa; Mollusca; Gastropoda; Physidae. Gene Ontology annotation, biological process: regulation of transcription by RNA polymerase II. Gene Ontology annotation, cellular component: nucleoplasm. The record is from RefSeq and is a predicted model, not a curated record.